UCCGAAACCCAAAGCGCCAAACCGCUAAUCCGUCGGUAUAAAAUUGUCUACUUGCGUUUGCUGCAUCAGGAAAGAGACUUGUCUAAGCACGCCCAGAGAGAGAGAGAGAGAGCGAGCCUCACCUUUCGUUGUCGCUGGCUCGAAUUCAAGCUCUUUCCUUCUGUUUUGUCCUCUCGGAAAAUUUCAGGAUCGUCGAGGCGUGGGAGAACGUAGUAAAGGACAGAACUUGCGAGGAGGCGAACCGUAAACUCACUCGGGGUCUGUUUGCUGUGGGGUUGGCGGUGGCAGUGGGAGAUGGGCAAGAAGGCGGCUAUUGUCGCGUGCGCCACCGUGGCGGCCGCGGCGGCGGGAGCAGCGGUGGUGGUGGUGAGGAGGAGGAGGAGGAGAGGAGUGGAGGAAGGGUGGUCGGAGUCGGAUGGGAAGUGGGAGAGGGCGGCGGUGAUAGUGAAGGAGCUGGAGGAAAAGUGCGGGACCCCAGUCUGGAAGCUGAGGCAGGUGGCGGACGCGAUGGUCGCCGAGAUGCACGCCGGCCUCGCGUCCGACGGCGGCAGCAAGCUUAAGAUGAUCAUCAGCUACGUCGAUAGCCUCCCCACAGGGGAUGAGAAAGGGUUAUAUUAUGCCUUGGAUCUUGGUGGCACAAAUUUCCGCAUCCUCCGUGUACAUCUAGGGGGAAAGGAGAGAGGCAUCAUCAAACGAGAAUUUGAAGAAGUUUCGAUACCACCUCAUUUGAUGACCGGAAGUUCAAAUGAAUUGUUUGAUUUCAUUGCCACGGCAUUAGCGAAAUUUGUUGCUACAGAAGGUGAAGAUUCACGUCCUUUCCCUGGUAGACAGAGGGAGCUUGGUUUUACCUUCUCGUUUCCAGUUAGGCAAACAUCGAUCACAUCCGGGACUCUAAUUAAAUGGACGAAAGGGUUCUCAAUAGAAGAUGCGGUUGGAGAAGAUGUCGUCAGUGAAUUAAAUAAAGCUAUGGAGAGAGUGGGCCUUGACAUGCGUGUGGCCGCUUUGGUAAAUGAUACAAUUGGAACAUUGGCUGGAGGUAGAUAUUACAACCCGGAUGUUGUUGCUGCUGUCAUAUUGGGUACUGGAACAAAUGCUGCUUAUGUCGAGCGGAUACAUGCCAUUCCCAAGUGGCACGGUCCUCUGCCUAAAUCAGGAGAAAUGGUUAUCAACACAGAAUGGGGCAAUUUCCAGUCCUCACACCUUCCACUGACAGAAUAUGAUCAAACCCUGGAUGACGAGAGUUUGAAUCCAGGAGAGCAGACUUAUGAGAAGCUGAUUUCUGGCAUGUACCUUGGAGAAAUUGUCCGGAUAGUUUUGUUGAGAAUGGCUGAGGAAUCAGCACUUUUUGGUGAUAUCAUUCCACCGAAGCUGAAAAUUCCUUUCAUAUUAAGGACUCCUGACAUGUCUACCAUGCACCACGACACGUCUUCUGAUCUUACAGUGGUGGGGGAAAAACUAAGCUAUCUCUUGGAGAUAUCUGACACCACCUUGAGAAUGAGGAAAGUUGUAGUCAAUGUGUGUGGCAUAGUCGCCACACGAGGUGCUCGUCUUGCUGCUGCCGGGAUAUUUGGCAUCCUAAAGAAGCUGGGAAGAGAUACCGUUAUGGACAGGGAGAAGCAGAGAUCAGCUAUAGCAUUGGAUGGAGGUCUGUUCGAGCACUACACCAAAUUCCGGGACUGCGUGGAGGGCACUCUCAGGGAGUUGCUGGGACCUGAAGUUGCUGAUAACACGGUGCUUGUGCUUUCGGAGGAUGGCUCAGGCAUUGGAGCUGCCCUUCUCGCGGCCUCUCAUUCACAAUACCUCCAGACAGAGUGACCCUGGAGUGUCUCAGUUUGACAUGAGAAUCUCAGUCUUCCAAAUUUUGUAUGCUUCCCCACCCUUUUCUCAGGAUAUCAUUUGGGUCUCUUUGAGGUCUUGUUGUAUCAUAGCUCGAGG
Molecule: messenger RNA, 1935 nt
Organism: Rhodamnia argentea
Lineage: Eukaryota; Viridiplantae; Streptophyta; Magnoliopsida; Myrtales; Myrtaceae
Product: hexokinase-1-like
Exons: 9
Coding region: 295-1815 (506 amino acids)
Biological process (GO): glycolytic process; intracellular glucose homeostasis; glucose 6-phosphate metabolic process
Cellular component (GO): mitochondrion; cytosol
Molecular function (GO): ATP binding; D-glucose binding; fructokinase activity
Source: RefSeq, a predicted model, not a curated record